AUGACGCGAAAAUUAAAUCACAGAAUCGUUCUGCGGAACGGUUCUGCGAAGAACACAGUUUUGAAUAGAAAACAAGAAUUUCGAUUUUUUCUGCUUCAAAGAAAAGCUGUCCCUGAAGCUUCAUUUCCUGUCGUCCUAAACUCGAUUCCAAACCCACCAGCCAUUGAUCCUGCUCUCUUGAGUACUCUUCCAUUCCCAUACGCUGGUCUCUCCACUCAAACUCCAAAUUCAUCGACCACCCCAGCAGUCCAAUUCGUCCCACCAGCCAAUCCAUUGAAUUCCUUCUCCUCGAUUCCAUGGUUGAACUCAGUGAACAAUCCAUACCUUUUCGCUGCAAUGGGACUUCAGUUCUCAACCAUCCCAUUCCCGUAUUUGCCUUCAACCUCGUUUGCACAGCACAUUCCAACGUCUUCCAUCUUUCCAGGCUCUCAGCUCACACAAGCGGAAGAUUCAGUAAAGACUGCAGAUAUCGAUAAGGUCAUCAAAGAAGAGAAAUUAUGGCUCCCUCGACUUCUCAACCAACUUGCGAUAGAAACGAGAGUUGAGAAGUCAGCGAGCUUUGACCAGGAAUCAAGGAUUUCGGUUCGAACAAUCAAUUACUCUGAAAACGGAACGAAUUCAAACCAACAUCAUUUGCUUCAAUUAGAGGAAAUUGUGAAGAAUUUGGAGACUAAUCUAGUUCUUGGGCCUUAUCCACAUUUCUCAAAUUGUAAAUAUACAAACUAUCGAAAUGCUCUGGAAGAACUCGGAAGUCUACCAUAG
Molecule: messenger RNA, 762 nt
Organism: Caenorhabditis briggsae
Lineage: Eukaryota; Metazoa; Nematoda; Chromadorea; Rhabditida; Rhabditidae
Exons: 5
Coding region: 1-762 (253 amino acids)
Source: RefSeq, a predicted model, not a curated record